Molecule: messenger RNA, 1409 nt
Organism: Gloeophyllum trabeum ATCC 11539
Lineage: Eukaryota; Fungi; Basidiomycota; Agaricomycetes; Gloeophyllales; Gloeophyllaceae
Product: protein prenylyltransferase
Exons: 7
Coding region: 1-1050 (349 amino acids)
Biological process (GO): protein farnesylation; protein geranylgeranylation
Cellular component (GO): CAAX-protein geranylgeranyltransferase complex; protein farnesyltransferase complex; cytoplasm
Molecular function (GO): protein farnesyltransferase activity; CAAX-protein geranylgeranyltransferase activity
Source: RefSeq, a predicted model, not a curated record
AUGGCCCUGCAGACGGACACGCCGCCGCUGUUGUAUGCUGAAGAUCCAGAGUGGGCGGAUGUCGUCCCCGUUCCGCAGUAUGAGAACGUGAACCCUCUGGCGCCGAUAUUUUAUACUGCUGAAUACAAGGAUGCGACGGACUACUUCCGCGCGGUCGUCAAGGCUGGCGAGAUGAGCCCACGCGUGCUCGCGCUGACCGAGAAGAUAAUCAAGAUGAACCCCGCGCACUACACCGCAUGGCAGUACCGCUACAAGACCCUCCUCGCCACGGGCGCGAGCUUCGAGGACGAGCUGCGCCUCAUGGACGUCUUCUGCAUCAAGUUCCUCAAGACGUACCAAGUCUGGCACCACCGCCGCCUGCUGGUCACGCACCUCGUCCCCGCGCCGCCCUCCUCCCCGCUCCACCUCGUGCAGCUCCAGGAGGAGCUCGACUUCAUCGCGCGCUGCCUGAACGUCGACACGAAGAACUACCACACGUGGAGCUACCGCCAGUGGCUGCUCGCGUACUUCAACGCGGACGCGCUCUGGCGCGGGGAGACGAAGUGGGUGGAGCGGAUGCUCGCGGAGGACGUGCGGAACAACUCGGCGUGGCAUCAUCGGUUCUUCGUCGUGUUCGGCUCGGGCGUGCGCGCGGACGAGGAGGAUAGGGAGGGCGUCGUGCGGCGCGAGGUCGCGUACACGAAACAGAAGCUCUCCCUCGCGCCGAACAACGCCUCCGCGUGGAACUACCUCCGCGGCGUGCUAGACCACAACCGCGUCCCGUACUCCUCCCUCACCUCCUUCGUCCAGCCGUACACCGUCCCCCGCGCCGAGGACGCAGAGGCGGAGGACGUCCUGGACCUCGAGGACCCGCUGCCGAGCAAGGGCGCGGAGCUGCCGUGCGUGGGCGCGAUCGAGUUCCUCGCGGAUGUGUACGAGCAGGAAGGGAGUGGGGAGGGCGUGCGGAAGGCUACGGAGCUAUGGAAGAGCCUGGCGAACGAGUACGAUACGAUCCGGAAAAAGUACUGGGAGUAUCGGAUCAGGGAAGCGUUGGCUGGGCAGACAUCUUGAGUUGUGUAGGCGGCGGAAUCUUGAAAGGCAGUCUUAAGGCAGCAUGUAUUUGUAUCUCUUAUCAUAUAUCUUUGUUGCAAUUCAUCGUGAAAGUUGACGCGACUUAAGACCGUAGCGACGAAAAAGCACAUCGCUGUUACAGUAUUUCUGCGGCCGUAUAUUCCUACACACAUUAAUACCUUCUUUCCUCCUUUUCUCCCAUACGUACCCUCACUGCGGCCGAUCCGUCAACGGGACAUACAUAACAUCAAUCAACUCCGUCUCCGUCACCGCGCCCGUCUCAUCCUUAUCCACCUGCACGAUCUUCUGCUCGCUCGUGCCCACGGGUAUGAACAUCCGCCCGGGCGCCUUCAGCUGCU